UGCUCGCCAUCCUCCUUCGGCUCGGCUCUUCUCAUCAUCUCGUCUCAUCUCACAAUAGCAGCCAAAAUUUCGUUAUCUUCCCUUUCACCUCUUUUCAUCUCAUCUCAUUAAUGCACGCACAUGCUUUUCCAUUUUUGCUCCUUCGUCUGCUCUGGUUAUGAAUGGGUGGGCUGAGAAUCUUUCUUAAUUGGAAUAAGGCGUAUCACACAAUGGAUUUUAUCCUUUGGAUUUAUGGCCUCCAUCCUUUACCUGAGAUUUCUUCUCUUCUACCCAACAAUUGGAGGAUAGCCUUGUGCAUUUGUCUUCCAAAUCUGCGUGGAGAUCAUCAGAUGGCUUUGUCACUAGCUCUUAAGCGGCUGGUCUCAUCGAGCAGCCUUCUCAGCCGGUCUCUCAAUCCCCUCCUCCGUCCGGCUGCUUCCGCUGCGUCAUCAAGUGUUUUCGACGUCGUCGAUCGCCGCUCCGAUCGUCCUCUCGACCAUCGCCUCGAAUUAUCCUGUUUUCCAGCAUGCGCAGCGACGCAGGCCCCAAAGCAUCUAAUGGUAGCUGAGUUGACGAUCACUUUUAAAGCAACUGUAUUUGAUGACAGAACAAACAUAUCAAUUAUGAGAGCAUCCACAAUGGAUUACACUCCAUAA
Messenger RNA from Coffea eugenioides, 635 nucleotides. RefSeq lists its product as uncharacterized. The transcript is spliced from 4 exons. Lineage: Eukaryota; Viridiplantae; Streptophyta; Magnoliopsida; Gentianales; Rubiaceae. The coding region runs from base 162 to 635 and encodes 157 amino acids. The record is from RefSeq and is a predicted model, not a curated record.